Molecule: messenger RNA, 1170 nt
Organism: Suillus subalutaceus
Lineage: Eukaryota; Fungi; Basidiomycota; Agaricomycetes; Boletales; Suillaceae
Exons: 5
Coding region: 1-1170 (389 amino acids)
Source: RefSeq, a predicted model, not a curated record
AUGUCCCUGCUCCUCCAACCCCUCGUUGCUGCAGGUCAAAAUGGUGUUGAGAUGGUCUGUGCUGACUCGUUGAUCUGUCGAGUCUACCCCAUCCUUGCUGCUUAUGUAGCCAAUUUUCCAGAGCAAUGUCUUUGUCCAAAGUGUUUGGUCACUGCAGAUGAACGAGGCAAUCCACUGACUUCGCUGAUGUGGGACCCUGAGGUGACAAAAGAGAUAUUAGAGAAGCGGAAGAAUGGCCAGCAUCCAAUUCAAUUUAAUGACAAUGGGCUAUGUGCUGUUUACAAUCCAUUCUGGGCUAAUCUCCCUCAUGCCGAUAUCUUCCUUGCCUUCACGCCUGACCUCCUCCGCCAAAUCCAUAAAGGCGUCUUCAAAGACCACCUAGUCAAAUGGUGUCUUGAAAUUGUCGGUGAAGAUGAAAUGGACACACGCUUCAAAGCAAUGCCAGAUUACCCUGGUCUUCAGCACUUCAAGAAAUGUAUUUCUACCAUGAGACAGUGGACAGGUACAGAGCACAAAGAGAUGCAAUGUGUUUUCAUUGGUCUGCUCACUGGUGCUGUCCCAAGUCAAGUCUUAGUGCUUCAAAUGCAUACUGCUAAAUCCCUCAAUGGUCUGGAGAGUGCUCUUGCAGUGUUUCACACCAACAAGGACAUCCUGCAAGAGCUUGAAGUUUGCAAACACUUCAAUAUUCCUAAAUUACAUCAAAUCUCACACUUCAUUAAGUCAAUCACUCUAUUUGGUUCCACCGACAGUUUCAACACUGAGCUUCCAGAACAACUACAUAUUGAUUUCACUAAAGACACCUAUCGUGCCAGCAACAAGUGUGACUACAAGGAGCAAAUGGCCUUAUGGCUUCAAUGCCAGGAAGCAGUGUUCCUGUGCAGUUCUUACCUUGAUUGGUUGUCAGAACGAUCUCAAGAUGACUUGGGUUCAGACUCAGACGCUGAGAUUGAAGAGUUGCAAUCUGAGUCAUGCAGCACUGCCCCUACAAACACAAGUCCAACACUUCCUAUUGUCUAUGUUCUCGCCAAGACUCCUGCACACCCUCAGCAGUCUGUUCAGCAUCUCAUCACCACACAUGGUGCAACCAUGUUUCUCCCAGCCCUCAAAUCUUUCCUGCACAAGCACAUGCCACGCAAUAACACUGUCCCCGGUCCACAUGACCAGUUUUGA